Apodemus sylvaticus (European woodmouse) is the source of this 6676-nucleotide messenger RNA. RefSeq names its product syntaxin binding protein 5 (gene Stxbp5). The coding region runs from base 83 to 3541 and encodes 1152 amino acids. Gene Ontology annotation, molecular function: syntaxin binding; GTPase activator activity; myosin II binding. The record is from RefSeq and is a predicted model, not a curated record. Gene Ontology annotation, biological process: regulation of exocytosis; regulation of protein secretion. Lineage: Eukaryota; Metazoa; Chordata; Mammalia; Rodentia; Muridae. Gene Ontology annotation, cellular component: plasma membrane; SNARE complex; cytoplasm. The transcript has 28 exons.
UCGGCUUCGGCGGCUCGGACUCCUUCGCAGCCGGUGCCUCCGCUCCCUCUGCCUCGAAGCGGGGAGACGCUUGGGUGAGACCAUGAGGAAAUUCAACAUCAGGAAGGUGCUGGACGGCCUGACCGCAGGCUCGUCCUCGGCCUCGCAACAGCAGCAACAGCAGCAGCACCCGCCGGGGAACCGGGAGCCCGAGAUCCAGGAGACGCUCCAGUCCGAACACUUCCAACUCUGCAAGACUGUUCGCCAUGGAUUCCCCUAUCAGCCCUCAGCCCUGGCCUUUGAUCCUGUUCAGAAGAUCCUGGCGGUAGGAACUCAGACUGGUGCUUUAAGGCUCUUUGGUCGUCCAGGAGUGGAGUGUUAUUGUCAGCACGACAGCGGGGCAGCGGUGAUCCAGCUCCAGUUCCUGAUUAAUGAGGGAGCCCUUGUGAGUGCCUUGGCUGAUGACACCUUACACUUAUGGAAUCUACGUCAGAAAAGGCCCGCCGUACUACAUUCACUUAAAUUUUGCAGAGAAAGGGUUACAUUUUGCCAUCUGCCUUUCCAGAGUAAGUGGCUCUAUGUGGGCACUGAACGAGGUAACAUACACAUUGUCAAUGUGGAGUCCUUCACACUCUCGGGCUACGUCAUUAUGUGGAAUAAAGCCAUCGAACUGUCAUCUAAAUCUCACCCAGGACCUGUUGUUCAUAUAAGUGAUAAUCCCAUGGACGAAGGGAAGCUUUUGAUUGGCUUUGAAUCUGGAACGGUAGUCUUGUGGGACCUCAAGUCCAAGAAGGCUGACUACAGAUACACCUACGAUGAGGCGAUUCACUCUGUGGCUUGGCAUCACGAAGGAAAACAGUUUAUCUGCAGUCACUCUGAUGGUACUUUGACAAUAUGGAAUGUGAGGUCCCCUGCUAAACCUGUGCAGACCAUCACUCCUCACGGAAAACAGUUAAAGGACGGGAAGAAACCAGAGCCGUGCAAGCCCAUCCUCAAGGUGGAGUUCAAGACGACAAGAUCUGGGGAACCUUUUAUUAUUUUGUCAGGAGGCUUAUCCUAUGAUACCGUGGGAAGAAGACCUUGCUUAACAGUGAUGCACGGGAAAAGCACAGCGGUGCUGGAAAUGGACUAUUCCAUCGUUGACUUUCUUACACUCUGUGAAACGCCAUAUCCAAAUGAUUUUCAGGAACCGUAUGCUGUGGUUGUUCUCCUGGAAAAGGACUUAGUGCUGAUAGACCUUGCACAAAAUGGAUACCCUAUAUUUGAGAAUCCCUACCCUUUGAGUAUACACGAGUCCCCUGUUACAUGUUGUGAAUAUUUUGCUGAUUGUCCUGUGGACCUUAUUCCUGCACUUUAUUCUGUUGGAGCUAGACAGAAACGUCAAGGUUACAGCAAAAAGGAAUGGCCCAUCAGUGGUGGUAAUUGGGGCUUGAAUGCUCAAAGUUACCCAGAAAUAAUUAUUACAGGGCAUGCUGAUGGAUCAGUUAAAUUCUGGGAUGCUUCUGCAAUAACUCUACAAGUACUGUAUAAAUUAAAAACAUCUAAAGUAUUUGAGAAGUCAAGAAACAAAGAUGACAGACAGAACACCGACAUUGUAGAUGAAGAUCCUUAUGCCAUUCAGAUCAUCUCCUGGUGCCCAGAGAGCAGAAUGCUGUGCAUAGCUGGAGUGUCAGCGCACGUCAUCAUUUAUAGAUUCAGCAAGCAGGAAGUGGUCACAGAAGUCAUUCCGAUGCUUGAAGUUCGACUGUUAUAUGAAAUAAAUGAUGUGGAAACGCCGGAGGGCGAGCAGCCGCCACCCUUGUCCACCCCCGUGGGCAGCUCCAACCCUCAGCCCAUCCCUCCUCAGUCUCAUCCGUCCACCAGUAGCAGCUCAUCGGACGGGCUCCGAGAUAAUGUACCUUGUUUAAAAGUUAAAAACUCCCCACUUAAGCAGUCUCCAGGCUAUCAGACAGAGCUAGUCAUUCAGCUGGUGUGGGUGGGGGGAGAGCCCCCGCAGCAGAUCACCAGCCUGGCCCUCAACUCUUCCUACGGACUGGUGGUUUUCGGCAACUGUAAUGGCAUUGCAAUGGUUGACUACCUCCAGAAAGCAGUCCUGCUCAACCUCAGCACCAUUGAACUCUACGGCUCAAAUGAUCCUUAUCGGAGAGAACCUCGUUCGCCCCGUAAAUCUCGACAGCCUUCAGGAGCGGGCCUGUGUGACAUCACCGAAGGGACUGUCGUCCCAGAGGAUCGAUGCAAAUCUCCUACUUCCGGUUCUUCAUCGCCACACAAUUCAGAUGAUGAACAAAAAGUGAAUAAUUUUAUAGAAAAGGUGAAGACCCAAAGCAGAAAGUUUUCCAAGAUGGUAGCCAAUGAUCUAGCAAAGAUGUCAAGGAAAUUAAGCUUGCCAACUGACCUAAAGCCUGACUUAGAUGUAAAAGACAAUUCCUUCAGCAGAUCACGGAGUUCAAGUGUAACCAGCAUUGACAGAGAGUCCCGGGAAGCCAUCUCUGCUCUUCACUUCUGUGAGACUUUCGCCCGGAAGACAGACUCUUCCCCGUCCCCAUGCCUGUGGGUGGGCACCACGGUGGGAACUGCUUUUGUCAUCUCACUGAGUCUCCCCCCGGGGCCUGAGCAGAGACUCCUUCAGCCAGUGAUCGUGUCCCCAAGUGGUACUAUAUUGAGGUUAAAAGGUGCAAUCUUGAGGAUGGCGUUUCUGGACGCCACGGGCUGCUUAACGCCACCUGCAUAUGAACCCUGGAAAGAGCACAACGUUCCUGAAGAAAAAGACGAAAAGGAGAAAUUGAAAAAGCGGCGACCUGUCUCAGUGUCCCCCUCCUCUUCUCAGGAAAUUAGUGAAACCCAGUACGCAGUGAUAUGCUCUGAAAAGCAAGCAAAGGUGAUCUCCCUGCCAGCCCAGAGCUGUGCGUACAAGCAGAGUCUCACUGAGACGUCCUUCGUGCUCCGCGGGGACAUUGUCGCUCUCAGUAACAGUGUCUGCCUUGCCUGCUUCUGUGCCAACGGCCAUAUUAUGACUUUCAGUCUGCCAAGCUUGCGACCUCUCCUGGAUGUCUACUACCUGCCCCUGACCAACAUGCGGAUAGCCAGGACGUUCUGCUUCGCCAACAAUGGACAAGCCUUAUACCUUGUCUCACCUACAGAAAUCCAGAGGCUCACCUACAGUCAAGAGACAUGUGAGAAUCUGCAGGAGAUGCUCGGUGAGCUCUUUACGCCUGUGGAGACCCCAGAAGCUCCAAACAGAGGCUUCUUCAAAGGCUUAUUUGGAGGCGGUGCACAAUCUCUUGAUAGAGAAGAACUAUUUGGAGAGUCGUCCUCGGGAAAGGCCUCAAGGAGCCUUGCACAGCACAUCCCAGGUCCUGGUGGGAUCGAAGGCGUGAAAGGAGCCGCGUCGGGAGUGGUGGGCGAGCUUGCCCGAGCCAGGCUGGCCCUCGAUGAAAGAGGGCAGAAGCUCAGUGACUUGGAAGAGAGGACUGCAGCCAUGAUGUCCAGUGCAGACUCAUUUUCCAAACAUGCUCAUGAGAUGAUGCUGAAAUACAAAGAUAAAAAGUGGUACCAAUUCUGACAACCACAACUCAGUAAAUCCAGCUUCAACCAGAAGGAAAAAGAAAUUUCCUUGUUGAUGUCACUGAUGUAUUUGGGAAAGAUAACAUAAAGGGAUGCACAUUGCUGAAAGCGUCUUUCCCAGCACAAUCAUGCACUGUUUUACCUCAGUCACAUGGCUUUAACUGAGAAGAAUCCCCAUGCCUGCACACUGGAGCCGAUGGUGUGUGCUGGCUGCGCGGUGACAGACGAGAACCAAGUGGGGAGGGCUGGCAGAUGAGCGUUCAGAGGAUGGACAGGUUCCGGAGGACAAUCCUUGGCUCAUUGCGGUAUUCAACUUUCAUAUGCCAAAAGACUUCAUGCCGUUGUAUCUGCCAUCAGUGUUUGAUCCGAUGUGGGGAGAGGCGAUGGGUCAGAGACGUGCUGAGUCCAAACAGGUCGCGCUGUGUCUGGACUGCAUCGUGAACAGUGUCUGCACUCACCCUCCCUCAAGCCGAUCCUCAUCAGUAUCAUUAGUGAAAAAGCAGCAAACUGUCCCUUCCCGUGAGACUCUGCUGAACGGCGGACUCUAAGGCCACAGAGCACACACAGCUUCUGUGCCGAGCCCCUUCCACCCCGUUAUCACGCACUGUGCUCACUUCCUAUGUUUUCAAAAGCAAAACAAGGUGAUAUGUCGCUUUCUUGGAAAGGUGUACGCAUGACUGAGUCGCUCUUCUUCUGGGAGUUUCCACGUAGUGGCCAUGCAGAGUGGAGAAGUGUGAGAGCCUCCAUUGUGGUGAGGAGAACUCAUCACUGUCUUUGUCCCUGUUCACAUCAACGCAGCUAAAAGUAGACUUGACCAAAAACAGUUACUGGCUAAAUUUGUAGAAAAGUUGAAAUUGGCUAAGUUUUUAAUUUUGCUUGAAUUUUUAUAAACUGUUUAACCAAAUGUACCCUUGCAUUAUUUAAUUAAAGUUGCUGAAACAACAGUGUUUUCUCAUUUCAGUAAAGGACUCAGCCCCCUUAAAAAUACGCCCUCCGUUUGUUCGCAGUUGCAGUGCGCUGAGGGAGGGGACAGGCCAGGCUAAUCUCAGUGCACAUGCUGCUGCCGCCACCACAUGGAAAACUGCAAGAGUCUCUUGUCCAGUUAUCCAAGAGUCUGGUCUGAUGAGCUACAAACUUUCUCCCGUAGAGUGCAUCUCACACCUGUCCUAAUCCUUCUGAAAUACUAAAAGCAAAAGGAAGGGAACGUAUGUUGACGUCAGUCACUAAGAUUUUUCUGUAACCAAGAGAGUUGUGCACUGGAGGGCAGCAGACAACAGUGACUGGUUCUUGCAGUGGCAAGGCAACCUAGAGAGGAAGCAGCCUGUACCUGUCAGGGGCUGUGAUGGAUCACUAAAGCCGCAAAGGAAGAAGGGAAGGGAAGUGGGGGCGUGACCCUGACACACUGUCUCCUCCUGUCCCAAGUCACUGUCCUUAAGGGAAGCUCGCUGGGAAGCACGGUUGUUUGCUGGUCUGUUUGAGUGAGGUUCAGUCAUCCUCACGUCGGCCUGUCACUUCCCUUAUCUCUCUCAUUAAUAAUUCUUUUGUUUACAUUUUAUAAUGUGCACUACUGGAUAUAAAAGUUUACAUCCAAGUUUACUUUAGAUAGCAUCAGGUAAGGAUGGAAUAUAUGUGAUAAAGAGAAUUGAAGAUACAAAUGUUUUUAAACUAUAAUCAUUUUUUAAAAUUUCUGAAUCUGUAGAAAGUGAGAAAAAAAAACAUUUGUUUCAUGUCUGUUCUCUGAACAUUCGACAAUUUAUGAAUUGCUGAUUUUGCGUUACAUACUGUCCAUUAAAGCCAUGCUCCAUGGUACCUCACUGGAAGAACUGGGUCCUUUUUUUAAGGGUAUAAUUUUAUGAAUAGUGGAGAGUUUUAAUAAGUUGAAAAGUAGUAAGUACCUAACGCGCUGCUUGACUCUGUGUGGACCCUCCGCUGUUCAAUUUGUUGCGUUAUUUACAUACCAGGUCCCUUUUUACAGUCAUUUUAACCGCUGUAAAUAGAUGAAUCAAAGCUGUCAUUAUUUACUAAUAGAAAAGUAGAAAAGCUUACCAGAGUUGGAUUUUAUAAGAACAUUUUAAUUCAUGACUUUAAAUUAUUUGUUUUUUAUUUUAAUUAAUCUACCUAUUGUGCACAACAAUCUAAGAGACAGUACUUGAAAGUACAAAGUAUUUUUAAGUAGACAAAAUGAGCUUCCCAGAGCUGUGCUUGAUUAUGUAAAUAAGAAAGUUGAUGGUGAUAACUGGCCCAGGGGACGGACUGUAGUCUGGAAUGGUCGGCCUCCGCCCAACCCACUCCUGUCUUUUUUGAUGCAAAAAGCAGUAGCCACCAGCAAGCCAAAAGUUUCAGGAACUUUAAUAACAAUAACAAAAGGUCAAAAAAUAAAAUAUCAAAAAAAUGAAAGUGUGUGUAUGUGUGUGUGUGUGUGUGUGUGUGUGUGUUCUCUGUACACUCAUCUGUCUUUGAUUCUGAAAUUCAAGUAUUCUUCAGUUAACUUUCCUAGUAGGAAGAGAUUUCUCAUUAUGUACCACAUAGCAAAUUCAUUUCAUCAUGCAAACUAAAAUCAGUCUCUGCUUAGAAUGUUGUUAUUUGAAGUAUCUCGUUUUGUCAAAAUCUUGAUGGGUUUGAAUAUGGUACCACCUUAACACCCGCUCACAUUAUGGCCAUACCACUUCCAAAAACCGGUUAUAGAUUUAACAAAACCUGUACCUGAUUUGAGAUUCUCAUGGGGAAAGACUGCUAUGUAUGUGCAUAUCGUUGAAGGACGCUGCAGUUUCAUCAAGAACAUUUCCUUAAGGACUCACUGAGACCCUGGUGGGUUCUUCUGCAGUUCGUUCGGGUAGACCCUUGUGGCACUGAGACAGGUCUGAAAGAGCGCAUGUGUUUAGAGUGUGGGAGAUGCUGGGAGGCAGGUGAGGAAGGAGGGGGAGGUGGUCUAAGGUUUGCCCUAAGUUCUGUAUUCGAAUUGCGUGCUCUGCUCAUGGCAUUUCGCAUGUGACAUUAGUACAGCUAUCUCCAAAGGGUUUCGUUUGUUUUUGUAUCUGUUUUUCUUUUUCUUUUUGUGGCAAAGGUUUAUUUUAACCUGGGGGAUUUUGUUUGUUUAUAUGUUUCUGCAAAAUAAAGAGCACUGAACUUUAAA